Drosophila rhopaloa is the source of this 1283-nucleotide messenger RNA. RefSeq lists its product as uncharacterized. The coding region runs from base 144 to 785 and encodes 213 amino acids. The record is from RefSeq and is a predicted model, not a curated record. The transcript has 2 exons. NCBI's taxonomy places the organism in Eukaryota, Metazoa, Arthropoda, Insecta, Diptera, Drosophilidae.
CGAAGCGCCAACAGUUGCAUUGCAUUCGAUCGGCAACUUUCCAAGCGAGCGCAUCACAUCGAAUAGUGAUAGAAGAGCAAAGAGAGAUUUAAAGCGUCAAGAUCAAGAUUAAAGUGAUUCAAUUUAAUCCACAAAUUCAAAGGAUGACGGAUACCAGGAGCACCUUGAAGAUCCUGUUCCAGGGCAAGACGAGCAUGGUCACUUGCGGAUCCUCCAACUCAUACGAGGACGUCAUCUCCCAAGCCAUGUCCCGAUUCGACAUUCCGGAGUCGCAAAGGAGCGCCCUGAUCCUGACCAACGGCAAGAACUACGUGUUCGAGGAGCAUUUGCUGGAGUAUUUCCUGCUCCUUUUUCCCUGCCCAAAGAUCACAUUUCACCUGAAGUUCGACUGGUCGCAGAUGCGGCGAAGUCUUACUCAGCCCGAAGCCCUCAAGCGAAAGCGUCCAGUGGAGCAGAAUCAGGCCGAUGGCCAAAAAGCGGGGGAGAAGGAAAAGGAGGAGCCGGUGCUGGACUAUAAGCCGGUUCCGGUCUAUCGAAUGAACUGCUUCCUGGGAUCGCUUCCGGGGGAAGGAGCCGUUCCCGUGCAUCGCCAGAAUUGCUUCCUCAGGGAACAGUCGCAGCAGCUGGAGGAGAUUUCCGUUCCUCAAAUGCGAGAGGAGGAUAUCCAGCAGCAGGAGCCUCUAAGGAAGCGCCAACGCUUGGAGCCCUGUGCCAAGACAAGACGCACUGCUGCCACUUCCGUGGUUUCCCACUCCGUUCCUGUCAUGCGUUCGAUUCGCAUUUAAGACUCUAACCGCCCAUUGUACAUAGCUAUAGUACGUAUACGAUAAAAUUACAAAAAUGUAGUUAUAAGCCAAAAGGUUGAACCGCUGUUCCUAAGUCUAACACUAUACCUAUCGCACCAAAUAAUCGUCCAAACCAAAUGUUAUAUUAUGUAAAAUAAAUCUUUUUUGUUAAUAUCUUAAGCUAUACGAAAGCUAGUUUAGUUUCUAAUCUACCCAUUGGCGGUUUAUAAUUUGAGAUUUUAUAUAUAAAUUUACUUCACAAUAACAUUUUUAACUUUAAUUUUUAAAAAAUUUCAAAUAUGAAACAAAUUUAUCUUUUAUAAAAACAGCCUUAAUUUUCAAUUCAUUUCGUCUUAAAAUUUGCAUUUUUCAACAGUUACUUUUCAAAUUAAAAUUAUAAAAACCAACUAACUGAAAAAAUAGAUUCUUAAUUUUGAAGCCAUGUAUCUCUUAAUAAAUCUUUUAGUUUAAUAAAUUUUUUCGAAAUAUAUAAAUAUA